AUGUCGCCUCACAUCAAGUCUUUGACGGCUCUGGCAUUCUUGCCCCUAGCUUUUGGCUUCAACCUCUGGCCCUUGGUUGAAACGGAAGCAUUGGCAGAGAUCCUACAGAUUGCACCUGCUUGUGUUGUGGCAUUAAAUUCUACCGUUGCCUGCGAUCAAGACCUCUUCCAGCGAACCAUCAACGUUGACGGGCUCUGGUGGCAAGAGCAAGAUGUCACGACGCUGUGCGGAACCGGCUGCCUCACCUCGGCACGCGAUUGGCACGCCAAUGUCGAAAGCAGCUGUGCCUACGACCUGAUGAUCCAAGGCGAUCGUCUUGUCGAGGCGGACACUCUUUCCGGUCGUUUCCUCGAGGGUCUCGAACUCGCCUGCACUCGCUCGGCAUCCAACGAAUGGUGCUUCAUCGAGCAGCAGGAGUGGACGGGGUCCGACAUGGUCACACCAGACUGCGCCGCGAACCCGGCCGAUCCGUUUUGCACGAACCCGGGGAACGUGAGCGCCGAGAACCGCCGUAUAUCGUCCCUCUACGACAACGACCUGCUGUGCUCCGAGUGCUUCCUCAAGCUCUUGUACGCCCGCGUCACGUCCGCGUUCCUCCCUGACGUCGACUACUCGGACUACCUGGUCGGGGAGUUCCAAGACAUCCAGGAGGUCUGCCAGACCACCGUCGGCGAGCUGGCCACCAGGGUGCUGCCCAACUACCCCCAUACGACGGACGCGGACGUCACUCCCAUCAGGACAGAGGUCACGUCUACCGAGACGGACGCCCCGGCGCCGACAACAACCACCUCGGAGCCCGUCCCGACCAAGGCCCCGGUGCCGGACACGGAAGAGGGCUGCGAAGCUGUGGGCUGGCAAUGGGUUGACGUCCUCGUCAUGGAAGAGUCCACCAUUGCGGAGACGGAGCUUGAGUUCUGCAACGAGGUUGCCGAAAUCUAUGGCGUCGCGACGGGCGAUUUGAUGUAUACGACAAACACCCCCGGGUGCGCUGUUUUGGACGGCUGGUCUUGCGUCUCCCCGUCUUGUCAGUUGCUCCGAGUCAGCGAGAGCUCUACCUGCGCAUCGAUUGCGGAAUCCGCAUCCAACGCAACCCACAUCGUCAACGCGGUUCAGAUAGCCACCUGGAACCCGCAUAUUCUCGGUGCUUGUGAUCAUCUGGUCAAAGAUCAUCGCCCAGGUGGCUCCUGGACGGGCCCGCCUACCAGCGAGAUCCCAGACGACAGCGAUGGUCCUGUGCGCGGCGGUCCUGGUACCACACCCACGCUUCCCAUCAUUGACAACCCCGAUACGCCACCGGAGCCGGUCCAAGAAGGCAUCUCCUCGGUCUGCAAGCGCUACGUGUUUGCGGACAAGGGCGCUUCGUGCUGGAAAGUAUCAAACGAUGGCGGCAUUACCCAAAAGAGACUAUUCGAGCUGAACCCGGUCUUGGGCACCAACGGGGAGAACUGCGACACCAUGCUCUGGCUCAACUACUACUACUGCGUCGGCACCGAGAGCCUGGGCUCGCCGACCACGACGGUGACAAGGACGACGACGUCGCCCGCAACCUCCCCAACGGCGUCUUCUACGAGCGCUGCUCCAAAGCCGUCUCCGACUCAGCAAGGCAUCGUGGGCAACUGCAACAAGUGGGUGCAGGCCGUGACCGGCGAUUACUGUUGGAAACUGGCCAACGACGCCGGCAUCGACACGGCCCUGUUCUACCAGUGGAACACCGUCCUAGGAUCCGGAGGCGAGAACUGCGGCACCAUGAUAUGGCCGGACUACUACUACUGCAUUGGCGUCUCUUCGGGCAGCGCCACCACUUCGUCGCCUUCUACGACGACGACGACGACGACGUCCGCCGGUCCCGCAAAACCGACUGCCACUCACGCAGGCAUCCCGGCAAACUGCAGCAAGUUUGCCGAGGCGCCCGCGCAAGGCGCGUCUUGUUGGCAGUUGGCGACCGAUAACGGCAUCGAGCUGAGCCGGUUCUACCAGCUCAACCCCUCGCUUGGCACCAACGGGGAGAAUUGCGGCACCAUGAUCUGGCCGGGUUAUUUCUACUGUGUGAGCGUAGCAUAG
Messenger RNA from Colletotrichum higginsianum IMI 349063, 2061 nucleotides. Its product is annotated as LysM domain-containing protein. The transcript has 4 exons. NCBI's taxonomy places the organism in Eukaryota, Fungi, Ascomycota, Sordariomycetes, Glomerellales, Glomerellaceae. The record is from RefSeq and is a predicted model, not a curated record. Bases 1 to 2061 code for a protein of 686 amino acids.